CAGUGCACCAUGCACUGUGCUACGUGGGCUUGGCACAGUGGUUUUUGGUGUAAAUUCCUGCUUUGCCCAAUUAUGCAGCGUGUGUUAGCUGAAGUAGGGGUGUUUUUGUGCAAAAUCAAACUACCUCAGAGGGGAGGGGAGAGUUGGCAUGAUGUGUGUGUUUGUUCGGAGAAGCUGGUGUGCUGUAAGUGAAAUUUCACUCAGGUCGCACACGAGGUCUGUGGUGUGAUGUGCUGGAGAAGAUGGCUGCCUUGUUGGUUGAGGUGAGAGGAGAACAGCUGUUUGUAGCAGUGUGUGGGUUUGAAGCAGGAAGAAAAGGAAGCAACGCUGUGGCAAGGUCCUACAGCUCUGCUGCCCCUUCCUGCUGUUACAUUCUUGCGUAGAAUCUCCUUGACCCUCUGCUCCUCUACCCUCAGCCCGCUCCUUUUUACACGGAGCGUUCUCAGUGUUUUAUUUAAAAAUCCAAAAAGGCUGAAGCAGGAAAUUCACCUGCUUCUCAGCACAUCCUGUCCCUACUCUGUACGCCAAAAUAUUGGAAGGUUGAAUAGCCCAGCAUCCACUGGGGGGCAGCAGUCGGAGUGAAUUUGUUUGGCUAAUGCCUUUUUUUGUUUUCCUCCCCAAAAAAGCUUUCGUUUAAGGUAAUUGUAUUCCCGGGGAAAGGGGAGGUGUGGGAUGAAGGUUUACUUCUGGAACACCAAUCAGGUGGUAAAAGCUUGGAAACGGGAAUGGCAGAGAUACCAGAAUUACCUGAGGGUGCAGCCCUGUCACUGGGCGAUGGCCACAAGUCAGUUUUGUGUCUGGAGGGUUGGAUGUAUUUUAGCUCAUAACAUUAUAGAAUGAUGGAAAUGCUCCUUUGACAGAGGGAGCUCAGGUGUUUCUUUUUUACCAGUAGAGAUACGACAUGAAGUGCCCUUCUCAAGAAUGAGAAUGCUCAGAAUGCUGCUCUGUGAUAUUUGGAUUGUCAUCGUGCAGUUGCUAACUUCUUAAUCCCAGGUCAGCUCUAAGAAAAAUAACCAAGUGUGCAGAGGUGGGGUCACACAUUAGCCUGCUUUCUCAGUAUUGGGAAAUACAAAAAGAGCUGUUAAGCCGUAUUUAAUAUAGUAGAGGUUUAAUAAACAAAUGAAAGAUCAGAAGUUGAUUUCUAGCAUAAGCUAUUCCAGGCAGGCUUUUAAUUCCAAGGAGCAGCAUUGUAAGACAAAUAGCUGCCUGGGGUUUUAGGGCUGGAGUUAGCUGAUGUAACCAGGAGGAAUAGCUCUGUGAAGGAUGUUAGGCUUCAUCUGGACGCACAGCCUAAAAGAAGUUGACCCUAUUUCUUUCUCUCCCGUUCCUGGAUGAGGAAUAGCUCCUGGCUGCGUGAAGCCUUUCAGCCUCGGGGAGCCACUUGUUGGAUGCAUUGAAGCUUGAACGGGGAAAUACCUUUCCUGUUUUCUUUGUGCAGCUGUAUCAUCUGAUGGAUCACAAGCAGCCUUGGACAUGCAUCAGUUUGAGGAAGAGCUGACGUGCUCCAUUUGCUACAGCCUGUUUGAAGACCCGCGCGUCCUGCCUUGUUCGCACACCUUCUGCAGGAGCUGCCUGGAAGGUGUCAUUCAGCUCUCGAGCAACUUCUCCAUUUGGAGGCCCCUGAGAGUUCCUCUCAAGUGCCCCAACUGCAGGAGCGUGGUUGAGAUCCCUGCCUCGGGCACCGAGGCGCUGCCCAUCAACUUUGCGCUGAAGGCCAUCAUCGAGAAGUGCCGCCAGGAGGACGGCUGCGACGUGGCCACCUGCAGUGAGCACUACAGGCAGCCCCUGAACGUCUACUGCCUUCUGGACAGAAAGCUCGUGUGCGGCCACUGCCUUACGAUAGGGAAGCACAACGGCCAUCCCAUCGAUGACCUUCACAGCGCCUACCUAAAAGAGAAGGAGUCUUCUGGGAAGAUUCUCGAGCAGUUAACUGAUAAGCACUGGUCCAACGUGUGCUUGCUUAUUGAAAAGCUGAAAGAACAGAAGUCGCAGUGUGAAAGCGUCGUACAAGAUGAUAAGAAGGCAGUGGUGCAGUACUUUAAGAAGCUCAGUGAGACACUGGAACAUAAAAAACAAGUUCUGCUGGCUGCGCUGGAUGAAAUCAACAGACAGAUUUUAGAAGAAUAUGAACCUCACAUUGAGAACUUGAAAAAAAUAAGAGAAGAACAGCUGGAAUUAAUGUCACUGAACACUUCUAUUCAGAAGGAAGAGUCUCCACUCGUUUUUCUUGAGAAGGUGGACAAUGUGCAUCAACGUAUCAAAGCUCUGAAAGAGAAGGAGCUGCCCGAUGUUAAAGCCGUGGAGAUUUACCCGCGGGUUGGACACCUGCUGAAGGACGUGUGGUCUAAAACUGAAGUCGGUCAGAUCAACAAGAUCCUGACUCCGAAAAUAAAACUGGUUCCAAAAAGGAAACUGCGCAGCAAGAGCAGUGAAAAGGAAGGAGGAAAACCUGAAGAACUUCUCCAGGCUGCAAAUCCUCUGUCAGUCACCGUUAUUCUCACAGUAAUCAUAGCGAUAGCCGUGCUCUCAUUGCACAAACCGCUGUCAGGGGUUGUCAUUGAAUCCAUUCCCACUUAUAUUUCAGAUUUCUUGUUCUUUGUUUAUCAAGAUUUCUGCACCUGGUGGCAGAACGCAGUGGAUGUGGUGUGCCAGAAAUUGAAUUUACUGGCAGAGUUUUUAGGGAGAAUUGCUCCUAUUUGACUGUGUCAGCAAUCAGAAAGAAACACCACGAUGUCUUUGAAGUUUCAAUUGAAAAGCCAAGUUGUUAGAACUGUGCUUUUUCUUUCUUUUCCCAUAUCCUUCCUUUUUCAGUACAGCUUUCCUCUCAGUUCACAGUUAGGCAGAGGAGAAGGUUCACGAGGAAGAGGUUUUUCUUCUUCUGCUCACGCGUAAGGGGGGAAAGCAGGUGUUUAAACUGGAAGCCAUCAGAAAG
Tympanuchus pallidicinctus (lesser prairie-chicken) is the source of this 2932-nucleotide messenger RNA. It is a transcript of the gene TRIM59, whose product is annotated as tripartite motif containing 59. Gene Ontology annotation, biological process: cilium assembly. Bases 1474 to 2700 code for a protein of 408 amino acids. The transcript is spliced from 2 exons. Gene Ontology annotation, molecular function: zinc ion binding. NCBI's taxonomy places the organism in Eukaryota, Metazoa, Chordata, Aves, Galliformes, Phasianidae. Gene Ontology annotation, cellular component: centrosome; cilium; intraciliary transport particle B. The record is from RefSeq and is a predicted model, not a curated record.